AUGGUUCUCCUCAAGAGCUUCGUGCUCGGUGCCCUUGCUGCCACCGUCGCAGCUAAAUCUGCCGUCAUCGAACUCCUCCCCUCCAACUUUGACGACAUCGUCCUCAAGUCCGGCAAGCCCACUCUCGUCGAGUUCUUCGCCCCCUGGUGCGGUCAUUGCAAGACCCUCGCUCCCAUCUGGGAGGACCUCGCAAACACUUACGAGCACGCCAAGGACAAGGUCCAGAUCGCAAAGGUCGACGCCGACGCCCAGCGUGACCUCGGAAAGCGAUUCGGUAUCCAGGGUUUCCCUACCCUCAAGUACUUCGAUGGAAAGAGCAACAAGCCCCAAGACUAUAAGUCUGGCCGUGAUCUUGAGAGUCUGACCAAGUUUCUCGUUGAGAAGACUGGUGUCAAGCCCAAGAAGAAGCUCGAGCUCCCCAGCGAGGUUACCUACCUCAACGAUGCUACCUUCCCUAAGGCCAUUGGUGGCGACAAGCACGUUUUGGUUGCCUUCACUGCUCCCUGGUGUGGACACUGCAAGACCCUCGCUCCUACCUGGGAGGACCUCGCCAACACUUUCGUCAAUGACAAGAACGUCCUGAUCGCCAAGGUCGACGCCGAGGCACCCAACAGUAAGGCUAUUGCUGAGGAGCAGGGUGUCAAGUCCUACCCUACCCUCAAGUGGUUCCCCGCCGGUAGCAAGGAGGCUGUCGCCUACGAGGGUGGUCGCAGCGAGCAGGCUCUUGUUGACUGGAUCAACGAGAAGGCCGGCACCCACCGUGUCGUCGGUGGUGGUCUCAACGCCAUUGCUGGCACUGUCGAGUCUCUGGACACCCUCGUGGCCAAGAUCACCGGUGGUGCUGUCAUCGCCGACGUUGCCGCGGAGAUCAAGAAGGAGGCGGAGGGCCUUACCGACGCUGCUCAGAAGACCUAUGCUGAGUACUAUGUCCGUGUCUUCGACAAGCUGAGCUCGAACGACGACUGGGUCUCUAAGGAGCUUGUUCGCCUGGACGGUAUCCUUGCCAAGGGUGGACUGGCCCCUUCCAAGCGUGACCAGAUCCAGCAGAAGACCAACGUCCUUCGCAAGUUUGUGCAGAAGAAGGCCGGGGAGAAGGUCGAGGAGAUUAAGGAGAAGGUUGAGGAGGUCAAGGAUGAGCUGUAA
This is a messenger RNA of Fusarium sp. VM40, 1143 nucleotides long. The record is from the annotation of a GenBank genome assembly. Lineage: Eukaryota; Fungi; Ascomycota; Sordariomycetes; Hypocreales; Nectriaceae.